This is a messenger RNA of Perca fluviatilis (European perch), 3090 nucleotides long. RefSeq names its product 1-phosphatidylinositol 4,5-bisphosphate phosphodiesterase delta-4-like. The coding region runs from base 225 to 2489 and encodes 754 amino acids. The record is from RefSeq and is a predicted model, not a curated record. Gene Ontology annotation, molecular function: calcium ion binding; phosphatidylinositol-4,5-bisphosphate phospholipase C activity. The transcript has 16 exons. NCBI's taxonomy places the organism in Eukaryota, Metazoa, Chordata, Actinopteri, Perciformes, Percidae. Gene Ontology annotation, biological process: intracellular signal transduction; lipid metabolic process.
AGAGAGAUAGAGAGGGAGACAGAGAGAAAGAGAGGGUGACAGAGAAAGUUUCAGCCUCUGUGGCUUCAGUUGUUUCCCGCAGUGGUCCGGUGCAGGUCUGGCGUUGGUUGGUCCGUGCAGCGUGGUGGUCUCCGGGCCGUGUCUCUGUGUGAUCUGUUCCCGCUCUGCAGCCGACCCAGAUCAGCCAUGAUCCUACAGAUGACAGAAGUUUGAGACAACAACAAAUGGCUUCCACAGGGAGCGGCCUCCGCAUCCCGGGGGACGACAACCUGCAAUCCAUGCUGGUGGGGACAAUCAUGAGGAAAAUAAAGUCUCGAACCUGGAAGAAGCAGCGCUACUUCAAACUGCAGGACGACUGCAUGACCAUCUGGUACAAGUCCAAGAAGGCCGGGAACUCCCACUCCACAUUUUCGGUGAGCGACGUGGAGGUGAUCCGAGAGGGCCACCAGUCCGAGGUGCUGCUUAGCAUUGCCGACGAGUUCCCAGCCGACCGAUGCUUCACGCUGGUGUUUCGCGGUCGCCGGGGCAACCUGGACCUGGUGGCUGAGUCGGCAGAGGAAGCCCAGUCCUGGAUCCGAGGAAUCAGGAAGCUGAUGGAGAACCUGGAGAACAUGGGGGAGCGCGAGAGACUCGACCAAUGGAUCAGCGACUGGUUCAGGAAGGCAGACAAGAACAACGACGGGCGGAUGAACUUCAGGGAAGUUCGAGACUUACUGAAAAUGAUGAACGUGGACAUGAACGAGCACCACGCUCAUCGCCUCUUCACGAUGGCUGACAGGUCCCAGUCGGGGACGCUGGAGGAUGACGAGUUUGUGCUCUUCUACAAGAUGUUGACCCAGCGCGAGGAUGUGCUGAGGGUGUUCCAGCAGUACUCGCUGGAUGGCCAGACGUUAUCCCAAAGCGACUUGGAGGACUUCCUCAGAGACGGCCAGCUGGAGGGGGACGAUGUCCAGCAGCAUGCCAAGACGCUCAUCCAGCGCUACGAACCCUCCGACACAGCCAAGCUGCUGAAUGCCAUGACAUUUGACGGCUUCUUGAUGUACCUCGGCUCCCCUGAGGGCUCCAUCUUUAACCCACGGUGGCGGGAAAUCUUCCAGGACAUGAGCCAGCCGCUGUGCCACUACUUCAUCUCCUCCUCCCACAACACCUACCUGAUGGAGGACCAGCUCCGUGGACAGAGCAGUGUGGAGGGAUACAUCAGGGCUCUGAGUCGGGGCUGUCGCUGUGUGGAAGUGGACUGCUGGGAUGGCGCUAAUGGAGAACCAAUCGUGUAUCACGGACACACGUUCACCUCCAGGAUCCUCUUCAAGGACGUGGUCACUGCUGUGGGAAACUACGCCUUCAAGGUAUCGGAGUACCCCGUCAUCCUGUCCAUGGAGAACCAUUGCAGUGUUGAGCAGCAGAGAGUCAUGGCCCGACACCUCAACCAAAUCCUCGGAAACAAACUGCUGAAAAGCACAUUAGACGGCAAAGCCGCCGUCGGCCUGCCGUCUCCGGAGGAUCUAAAGGGGAAGAUUCUGCUGAAGGCGAAGAAACUCGGCGGUCUGGAGGAGAGUUUCAGCGGCACGGCGGACGACUCUCAGGCGGGAGAGGUGAGCGAUGAUGACGAGGCUGAGAUGGACGAAGAUAACGUCCGCCAAAGUGUCCGCCACAGGGGGAAGAAGAAGUCGAAGCAGCGUCUGUCCAAGGAGUUGUCCGACUGCGUCGUCUACUGCAAAAGUGUCCACUUCAGCAACUUCAAACACUCGCACAUCCACUCCAAGUUCUACGAGGUGGCGUCUUUCACCGAGUCCAAGGCCCGCAGACACCUGCGAGACACUGGCGCCGAGUUUGUGCACCAUAACUGCCGGCAGCUGACCCGGGUUUAUCCCAGCGGCUUCCGGACCGACUCCUCCAACUUCAACCCUCAGGAAAUGUGGAACGCCGGCUGCCAAAUCGUUGCGCUGAACUUCCAGACAGCGGGCGAGGGGAUGGAUCUGAAUGACGGGAUGUUCAGGCAGAACGGCGGCUGUGGCUACGUCCUAAAGCCCAGCUUCAUGAGAGACGCCGAGAAAACAUUCGACCCCGAGACUCCGCAAAAACGGGACGGCUACCAACCGGUCACCCUCACCAUCCAGGUGAUCAGCGGUCAGCAGCUUCCCAAAGUCAACAUUAAAGAGGACUCGAUCGUGGACCCGCUGGUCCGAGUGGAGAUCUACGGGGUUCCUCUGGACCAGAACAGACAGGAGACCAGAUACAUAGACAACAACGGGUUUAACCCGGUGUGGUACGACACUCUGCGCUUCACCGUGCACGCUCCUGAGCUCGCCAUGGUGCGCUUCGUGGUCGAAGACUACGACAAGACGUCGAAAAAUGACUUUGUGGGUCAGUACACGCUGCCGCUCCGCUGCAUGCAGCAAGGUUAUCGGCAUAUUCACCUUUUGUCCAAAGAUGGAACCAGUAUUCCUCCCUCAUCUUUAUUCGUACACAUCCGGAUCGCAGAAAUGUAAUAAACCUUCUCAGCUUUUCAUCCUCAGCACAGAUGAUUGAGUUCCUUCCUGUAUGACUCCUAAAAUAGUAUUUAUUCUUGUUGUUAUUUGAUGUGAAUAAAUACUACGCCAAAUGUUUCGUGGUUGUUGGCAGCAGCUGUAACGAGAUGUGCAUGUUUUUUUUUUGUUUAGUUCACUAUCGUGUGUGUAAUUUGUUCCUGUGAUUGACUUGAACUUUGCUGCUCAUAUUUGGUCUAACUGUGACUGUAGCGCUCAAACGCUGAAAUGUUGAAACGCUGAAAUGGUUAAAAUGCUGAAAUGCUGAAACGCUGAAAUGUUUGAAACGCUGAAAACACUGAAAUGUUUAAAAUGUUGAAACGCUGAAAUGUUUAAAAUGCUGAAACGCUUUAAUGUUGAAACACUGAAAUGUUUAAAAUGCUGAAACGCUGAAAUGUUUAAAAUGCUGAAACGCUAUAAUGUUGAAACGCUGAAAUGUUUAAAAUGCUGAAAUGCCGAAAUGUUUGAAACGCUGAAAACACUGAAAUGUUUAAAAUGCUGAAACGCUGAAAUGUUUAAAAUGCUGAAACGCUGAAAUGUUUAAAAUGUUGAAACGCUGAAAUGU